AUGUAUUCACCUCACGGUGCUCCACUGGGUCCCCCACCUCGUCGCACUCAACCCACCACGUCCCAACCCUCCGGCUCUACGAAUGGGACACGGAUUUACAGCAUGGAACUGGUGCCCCCUGCUCCGGGAAGCAACUUUUCUCAAAUGGCGAGCCUAUAUCUAUUCGUCUGGGACAAUCGAAUGCUGAUUUUACGUUUGAAGUUUGCAGCCGACAUGAGCCGCAUGGGUGUCCUCGCCAUGCUGUCCAUUGUAAAUUAUUCCGUGGACACGAUCGCUUCCUCCGUCUCUGCUUUGAACGUGUCCUCGAGUCAUGGCGAGGUCUCUGGCAGCCCUGUUACACAGAGCUAUCCCCGGGAUAAGUCGUUCGAUAAUCCACAGGGCGACGCUGGGCAUUACCACGAUGGUCAGAACAAGUUCAGUCUCGACCCCACCCGGUUCCGUCCGACUCUACAUCAGGCCGCUGUUUUCACGCCGAUCUUUCGCGGGAGCAUGCAUCCUGGAACUACUCCUGCGCAAGCGUCGAGCUUGCGUCGCGCCCCGGAAAGCGUGGGUCAGCAUGUCGCCCACACCGGCGGUCAAAACGCGACUCCCGAGCAAGGCGCUACGAGGUCGAGAAGCCACCACUAUCCAACAGCCGAUGCGCAAGAGCGUCCUGGUCGCGAGACUGACCACAAAUUUCUGCGACGCGCUGGCCCCACCCCCUCGGAUAACCGUCCCCAACCGGCCCCGCGCGGGUCCGAUCGUGCGCCGCGCGCGAGUCAUCGCGCGAGCAGUCAAGCUCCGGCUGCAGCUCCCAGUGGUGCCCGCUUUGGACGUCGGGCACCGGAUUCCAUGCUCAAUUUCUUCAAUCGCAUUCUUCCCCAUCGUCGCUCAAGCAGCAAUGAUCGCGACCACGAGCGUUCGGGGACGGGUCAUCGCUCGGGCAGCGUAUCGCGCGCUCAGGAGGGAAUUUCGCGUCCGUUUCGUCUCCCAGCUAGUCGAACCCCGGAUGCUGUUCCCGCGAACGCGCGCGGCGUACGGGACGGCCGGGACUACGAGCGUUCGGGCACGGGCCAUCGCUCAAGCAGCGUGCCUCCCAGAGACGCUGUCGAAGUGCGGGGUCGUCGCCAGUCCCUUGAAACGCAUGAGCGUUCGGAUAUACACCAUCGCUCAGGCAGCGUACUCCGUGGAUACGAGGGCCAUUCAGGCAGGGCGCCCCCGCCGGGUGCUCCUCCCACAGACGUUGCUGGUACACGGGACUCCAGUCAUAGACGCCACGACACACGCCACUACUACGAACCCUCCGGAACGGGCCGUCACUCGGGUAGUAAAUCCCAACGCGUUCCUCCCGAAGACACUCCUGAAGUGCGGGGCAGUCCACAGUCUGAUACGCGCGGCUGCAGCUACUAUGAGCGGCGUCCGGAUACACGCCAUAGUUCUGGCGAUGUACUAGCAGGACAACGGCGCGGCGGCUACGGUGGAGAUUCGCGUUUGGAUCUUCAGCCAACCAGCGCCAUUCCCCCCGGUGCCGCUUCGUCAAGAGACGUUUCGAACAUGGUACGAGAAAACCAACACCAAAACACGAGCAAGCCACACCACAUUCAAUCACCGGUCCUUCGAGGGGAGCCUGUGCCUCAACAUGCGGAGUUCACCCUCCUUCCUGAAGGGGUUCUGAACCAGCCUUCCCUCCAUGCCUACAUGCUCAUUUGUGCGUUUCCGCAGCCCUCCAGCAUCGACCCAAAGGAUCUCAACAGAUACGCCGAUAGAGUCAUGUUGGGGCGCGAUAAGAAGCCCGGUGAAAGGCGCAUGCACCUCAUCUUUGACACGGGUUCCACAGAUUUAUGGUUCCGUGGAUCUUGGGGCGGACACUUGCUGACCGCAGUCAAGCCCAGCGAUCUUCACAAGCAUAUGAGUUUUCACCAACUCGUUUCGAGCGCCGGCACCCGGCCCGGCAACCGGGCUGCGAUCCACGAGUCCCUCCAAAAUCACGCGCACCCUCCCGGUACCUUGGAUCGCGUACCACAUGUCAAAUACGGUGUGGCUAUCUAUGGACUAGAUUACAGCAGGUCAAGAUGUGCGCGACUCAGAAAUGCUUCGAAUAUACGCAGCACAAUACGGAAGCUGCUCCUGGGAGACAUGACCGGAUACGGGUUGUGGGUGUACAUCGACAUGUUCUACAACGAGAGGACACAAUGCGGCGAAAAAGGAAUCAUCUCAGUCAAUGGGUUCCCGCACCUCGUGGGAAACGACUUUUGGAGUGAUAUGAUACCUCGCUGCCCCCGCUUUCCGGAAUAUGGAUGGGUAUUUCAGGUUAUCUCCAUAAGAAUACUGUGGAAGCGCAACGGCCACCACCGAGCUCAGAGUCCGACGGAGCUUCUAAGCCUAGAGGAUUGCCGACAUGGAAUAUCUGUUCUUUUCGAUACAGGGAGUGCGCUUUCAUAUCUGCCACGAAGCGUCUCUGAGUGCCUACGAAAAUUCUGGGGGACUUCCAGUGCCAACAGUGACCUCCCUCGCUUUCCCCAGAGUGAGGAGCUGGAUAACACUCGAAGCUCGCCUGAAACUCUUGCUCGUGCCCGUGAAACUUUGGAGAAAUUCUCGCGCACCGGCCCAUAUCGUAUCCCGAAGGAACACACGCUGGACCCGGAGUGUGUGGAGAUUACCUUCAGAGGUCCGUCUGGUGGUCAACCCAUCCGUGUACGCGGUCCGGCGUUUCCUUUCCUGGCUAUGGAUCCGAAGCCAGAGGACAAUCGUACUCCAAGGCAGGGCGUGCUACUUCCUCAUCCUUACCCGCAUCACGGGAUUUUCAUUUUUGGCUUGGAUUUCUGA
This is a messenger RNA of Epithele typhae, 2805 nucleotides long. RefSeq lists its product as uncharacterized. The transcript is spliced from 11 exons. Gene Ontology annotation, biological process: proteolysis. The record is from RefSeq and is a predicted model, not a curated record. NCBI's taxonomy places the organism in Eukaryota, Fungi, Basidiomycota, Agaricomycetes, Polyporales, Epitheliaceae. Gene Ontology annotation, molecular function: aspartic-type endopeptidase activity. Bases 1 to 2805 code for a protein of 934 amino acids.